AUGCCGAUGCUCAAGGAUCCCUCAAAAAAGUACAAGCCGUACAAGCCAUUGAACCUCCCCAACCGCCAAUGGCCUAACAAGACUAUUGAUAAGCCUCCCCGCUGGAUGGCCACUGAUCUGCGCGAUGGCAACCAGUCUCUGCCUGACCCAAUGGAUGGCGAGGCGAAGUAUAAGUUCUUCAAGAUGCUCGUGGAAAUUGGCUACAAGGAAAUCGAGGUCUCCUUCCCCUCAGCAUCUCAAACCGAUUUCGACUUCACGCGCCGCCUGGUUGAAGAGCCUGGCCUCACUCCCGACGAUGUUGCCCUGCAGGUUUUGGCUCCUUGUCGCGAGGACCUCAUCCGCCGAACUGUCGACUCCCUGAAGGGCGCGAAGAAGGCUAUCCUCCACAUCUACCUCGCCACUAGCCCUUGUUUCCGUCGCAUCGUCUUCAACAUGGAUCGCCAAAAGAGUCUGGAACUGGCCGUCAAGUGCACCAAGCUGGUACCGAGUGGCAAUUCGAGUUCUCCCCCCGAGACUUUCUCCGACACCGAGCCUGACUUCGCUGUCGAGGUCUGCCAGGCCGUCAAGGAGGCUUGGGAGCCUACUGCUGAGCAGCCUAUUAUCUUCAACUUGCCCGCCACAGUAGAGAUGUCUACCCCUAAUGUGUUCGCCGAUCAGGUCGAGUACUUCUGCACAAACAUGACUGAGCGCGAGAAGUUCGUCGUCUCAGUUCACCCCCACAACGAUCGUGGCUGCGCUGUUGCCGCCGCAGAGCUGGCUCAGAUGGCCGGUGCUGAUCGUGUAGAGGGUACUCUGUUCGGUAACGGAGAGCGUACCGGAAACGUUGACCUCGUCACCCUGGCUCUGAACCUGUACACACAAGGUGUCUCACCCAAGGUCGACUUCUCAGAUAUCAACUCUGUCAUCAAGGUGGUAGAGGAGAGCAACAAGAUUCCCGUGAACGAGCGCUGGCCUUAUGGUGGACAUCUGGUCGUCUGCGCCUUCUCAGGCAGUCACCAGGAUGCAAUUAAGAAGGGCUUCAAGCUCCGCGAGGAUGCCGAAGCCGCCGGCGAAGAACCCGAAUGGGAGGUCCCCUACCUGCCUCUGGACCCACAAGAUAUCGGCCGUACAUACGAGGCCGUUAUCCGAGUCAACUCCCAGAGUGGAAAGGGUGGUGCCGCCUGGGUUAUUCUGCGCAGCUUGGAGCUGGAUCUCCCUCGCGCUUUGCAGGUCGAGUUCAGCAAGCUCGUGCAGGUCAAGACCGAGGCCGUCAACCGCGAGUUGAAGCCUACUGAGAUCACCGAUCUCUUCGAAGAGGCCUACCACCUCAAGUCAAACCCCCGAUUCAACCUUGUCGACUACAGCAUCACAACCGACCGCUCGCAGUCACCUGCUCCCCCUCAGCCUGGAAAGGCUCUCAACACUAAGAACCUCAAGCGUCGCUUCACCGGUGUUAUCGAGAUUGAUAACGCCCAGCACGCCAUCACCGGUGUCGGACCUGGUGCUAUCUCCUCCCUGGCCACUGCCCUGUCCUCCCUGGGUAUCGACCUUGAUGUCCGCGACUACAAGGAGCACUCUAUUGGCCGCGGUCGUGAUGUCAAGGCCGCCACCUACAUUCAGUGCACAGCCGCUGGCAGCAGCGAGCAGGUGUGGGGUGUUGGUAUCCACCAGGAUGUUGUCCAGGCUUCUUUGAUUGCGCUGCUCAGCGCCGCCAGCUCUUUCCUUGCUUCCCGCGCUGGCUCUCCUGCUCCUUUCCGCCCCAUUCGCUCAAACACCCUCACUAACGAGGACCUGCAGGCCCUUGAACAGCUGAACGGCGAGGCUGCCACUUCUAGUGGUGGUCUGAGCACCAAGGUCAACGUCGAGCAGCCGACGAAAUAA
Penicillium brevicompactum is the source of this 1860-nucleotide messenger RNA. Its product is annotated as 2-isopropylmalate synthase. Lineage: Eukaryota; Fungi; Ascomycota; Eurotiomycetes; Eurotiales; Aspergillaceae. The coding region runs from base 1 to 1860 and encodes 619 amino acids. The record is from RefSeq and is a predicted model, not a curated record. Gene Ontology annotation, molecular function: 2-isopropylmalate synthase activity. Gene Ontology annotation, cellular component: mitochondrion. The transcript has 5 exons. Gene Ontology annotation, biological process: L-leucine biosynthetic process.